GCCAGCUCCGCCAGUACAGAAGCCCCGACAGGUCUCCAAGGACAUACAAUUACUUUGGAUUAUCCCUAAACGUCAAGGGAAACAAUGGAGCCUGUAUUCACAGUAUUCACAGGCGUCCGGCUAAAGGUGGCUGUGCUGUUUCUGCUCACAAUUCAGCUGACGACAGAUGUGACGGAGGCCAUGCAGGUGACGUCCUCAGGGCCACAGACCACUAAAAUGGCCCAGGGGAAGACCGUCAUCCUGGGAUGCACCUACAGCCCCGGCUCCUCAGACACGGGAGAGCUGGACAUCGAGUGGUCCAACAUCAGCCCAGACAUGACACAGAAAGACAAACUGAUCUUAUCGCACACAGGCGGCAAGAUGCACCACUACGGCGACUACGGGGUCUCCAAAAGGCUGACAUUCAUCGGGGACCCCAUGCAGGGAGACGCUUCCAUCUCUUUCUCUGAUGUGAGGCUCUCGGACACGGGCACCUACCAGUGCAAAGUCAAGAAGGCGCCGGGAGUUGACAUGAGAAAAGUCACUCUGGUGGUGAUGGUUCCCCCAUCGGUGCCAAAGUGCUGGGUUGAAAGCGGAGAGGAGAAAGGCGGUCCCGUCUCCCUCCGCUGCAAAUCAUAUCUGGGAUCCACGCCGCUCAGUUACACAUGGAAGAGAGAGAGUGGAGGUGUAAUACCACCCACUGCAACCCAAGACCCACAGACUGGGGAGCUGUUGAUAAAGAACCAUACAGACGGCAACAUCGGAACGUACAUGUGUGAGGCUCAAAAUGAAGUCGGAAAGACCCAGUGUAAAUACGUACUGCACGCAUACAACCCGACCAAUAAGGCGGGCGUCAUCGUCGGAGCGGUGAUUGGCGCUCUCUUGCUGCUGCUCCUCCUCCUGUUCCUCAUCUGGCUCCUGAUCUGCUGUUGCCAUAAGCGCCGCUAUCAGAAAGAGGUCGCAAACGAAAUAAGGGAGGACGCCCAGGCCCCGGAGAGCAGACCCACCAGCAGACCCACCAGCAGAACCUCCAGCAGAGCCUCCAGCUUACGCUCGGUGAUGGCGUACCGCACCCACCCCGGGGUGCAAUACAGCUCUGUGAAGAAGAAGCUGCCCAGUGUCAGGGAAUCCGGCCCCAGUCCCGUCUACUCCGGCGAGAGUAACGGCAAAUCAACUACUGGAGGUCAUCCUUCCCUCAAAUACGACCAUCAAUUUGGAUACCCGGUGUAACUACGAUCCAAAUGCCUGAUAGACUUCUUUUUAUUUUAUUUACCUUUUAGUAUAAAACUAUGCCUUCUGAUGGAAGAAAAUAUUAAAUUGUAAAGAAAAUGUUGUAAAUUAUGUAUAUGACAAAAAGUUCAAUUCAAUAUAUUUAACUGGAGAAUAAAGAGGGUGGAAUUAAAUCUUAGCUGGGAGCCCUAGUCCAAAACAAAACUGUACAACUGGUUGACUUUCAUCAUGCACUGGAGCACCAUUACACAUCAACGCUUUUCACUGUUACUGAUUUAGCUAAAACUGUAUGUAAAAUGUAUAUAUCAAAAGACUUUUAUUUUUACUUGUGCCCUUUUUUUAAAUUUUUUAAACGAUGUAUUACUUUAUUUUUAUUUUUUAUACGUGGAAAAUAAAAAUGUUUUACCUGAGAUGUUGAUGAGGAGCGGACUCUCACUGAGCAGCCACAUUUGCGUGCAGUGGGUCCAUCUGUUAUUGCCUCAUGAUAUCUGGGCUGACACGCCACAAUAGAACAACAUUUAAAACACAUCUCCCACUCCCAGAAUGUAACCAUUUCUCGGAAAAGAUUGAAAUUAAUGAAUUUAGGUAUUCUGUUUUGACAUGAGUAUAAAAAUAAAUUAUCUAUAUUGUUGGAGGUUCAAAUCGUUAGUUAAAACGUAGAUGGUUCAACAGUUAAAAUCCAGCAUUUGGAGCAUUUACAUGGUCAGACAAACAUUGUCUGUUUUCACAAAAUUGGAGACUGCUUAUUUCUAGGGCCCCUUUAUUCAUACUCCAUGAAUUUUGAAGAAAGGGGCCCUAGAAAUGAUCAGUCUGCAACAAAUUACAGUGUUGGGGAUUUGACAUGUGGAUUUUUUGGGUUCUUCAAAGCUGCCUUAAUUAUGUCUGUGCGUGUGUGUGUAAGAGAGAGAGAGAGAGACUUGUGGUUCAAGGACCUCUUGAGGUUAGGUUAUAACUUUUAUGGAGACUGGUGUUUAAUUUUGUAUUAAAAAUAAGAAUUUUUUAUUUAAACACAAAUGUAUUAAAUGUUUGCAGAACUCACUCAGUGGAAAAUUGUGAAUUUUUGGCAUUAAAAAAAUAUUGUUUGUUUCCUUUUCAA
Messenger RNA from Pseudoliparis swirei, 2305 nucleotides. It is a transcript of the gene vsig8b, whose product is annotated as V-set and immunoglobulin domain containing 8b. The record is from RefSeq and is a predicted model, not a curated record. The transcript is spliced from 8 exons. NCBI's taxonomy places the organism in Eukaryota, Metazoa, Chordata, Actinopteri, Perciformes, Liparidae. Bases 85 to 1209 code for a protein of 374 amino acids.